Messenger RNA from Apiotrichum porosum, 1461 nucleotides. RefSeq lists its product as uncharacterized. The record is from RefSeq and is a predicted model, not a curated record. Gene Ontology annotation, cellular component: P-body; CCR4-NOT core complex. Bases 1 to 1461 code for a protein of 486 amino acids. Gene Ontology annotation, biological process: nuclear-transcribed mRNA poly(A) tail shortening; regulation of DNA-templated transcription. NCBI's taxonomy places the organism in Eukaryota, Fungi, Basidiomycota, Tremellomycetes, Trichosporonales, Trichosporonaceae. The transcript is spliced from 4 exons.
AUGCAGGACUCAACAACAAUGAAUCGAGCAGGUGGCCAACCACGACAGGCGGCACCAGUACCCGCCGGUUACCGGUCCGCGCAGCCACCGACGCCUAGUGCAGCAAACGGCAUGUACUACACGUCGUCUGGGCAACACUCAAGUGGCGGCGGCGCGCCCACGCCAUCCCGCGGUGGUCUGAUGGGCCAGCAGCAGCAGCAGCUCGGCUCCUUCCCGCCUUCCUCGACACUUGGACGCGGCGGACCUCCUGGCUUUGGUGGACGCGGAGCGGAUCCAAACGACUUCCCCGCGCUCGGAUCUCACAGCCAGCUGGGCGGCAACUCGUCAUAUGCUGCGCAAGCUCAACCUUCAGGCGGCUCCAACCACCUCCAGCAAAUGUUCCUGCAUCAGCAGCAACAGAUGGACUCGAGUCUCCCGCCACCGCCGCCUGGUCUCGCAGGACCCACAUCCUCGUCCACCCAGCAGCCCAACGGUGCGCCAUCUGGCGGCGAGGGAUUGCGAGACGACUUCCCCGCAUUGGGGGACAAGGACCAGAGGGUGGUCAACCUCCUUAAGAUGGGUGGAGCACCAGGGCCAGCGCAGCCCAGUUCUCCGCAGCAGUCUCUGAACGGGCCUAGCACUUCCCAGUCGACAUCUGCGACACCAUCGUCCAACCCCCCACACCUCGCGUCCGCCGGCGGCCCUCCCUCAACGACUGACUCGUCAUGGGCCCGUCAAUCUCCUUCUCGUCCGAACGAGCCUCUCGUGCGGCCGGUGCAGCAGAUCAUGUCUUCACCCGUCGACAAGUGGGGUCUCAAGGCAUUGCUGUACGAGAUUCGCACCCAGAUGGGCAAGGGCGACCGCGGAAUGCUCAUGUUUGGCGAAGACCUGAAUGACUUGGGCGUGGACGUUGCCGCGUCUGAACCCCUGUAUUCGUCAUUCGUGACACCAUGGGCCGACCCGAGCUCAAUACAGCACCCGCCUCAGAUCGAGGACAUGUUCGUCAUCCCAUCGUGCUACCACGUCGUUCCUCCACCCGUGGAGACCAAGCUGCCCAACUUCUCCGAGGAGACGCUCUUCUACAUCUUCUACUCGGCGCCUCAAGACGUCGCCCAGCUCGCCGCUGCUGAGGAGCUCUACAACCGUGGAUGGCGCUUCAACACAGACCUGCGUGUAUGGCUCACCUCGGGUCCCCUCUCGCAGAUUGACCUGCACAACGACGCCAGCUCGCGCCCCCAGGCCGUCCGUGGACCCUUCACCGUGUUCAACCCCGCCACCUGGUCGCGUCAAGACACUGCCGCCGACUUUACCAUCGAGACCCACUCGCUCGAGGCGACGCGUCCCGCGUCUGCCAUCGCUGCUGAAAAGUCGUCGCGCAAGGAGGCUGUCCGCAGCCCCAACGGCAACAACAACGCCGGCCUCCUGUCUGCCGUGAUGGGCAGUGGCAACGAGCCGUACCAGAACAUGCAGGUCGCCCAUUAG